Messenger RNA from Schistosoma curassoni, 7768 nucleotides. NCBI's taxonomy places the organism in Eukaryota, Metazoa, Platyhelminthes, Trematoda, Strigeidida, Schistosomatidae. The record is from the annotation of a GenBank genome assembly.
CGUUUCUGGGAGGAACUUUUUGUCGGUUUUUGAGAAAAUCGACGUAACCUAAUUUUAUUAGGGAAAUUUGGGGUUUUCCCCAAUAUUUCCUAAAAACUUACUCAGACCUUGUGGGAUCUCUUACCAUUCCUUCUUGUGCUUGCGACUGUUAUCACUAUAGUUCUCUUCUGUUGGUUAGUUCGCACUGAUUUUGCAGGAUGAAAACUAGCAAAAUGGUCUUCAUACUCACUAGAAUCAAUGUUGUUGUAUGGUAAUAACAGCCACCUUCUGAAUGGGUUUUGUAGUGUCUCGAAUCGCAUCCACUCACUUAUCGCCUUCAAAGGUAAAGAACAGCCAUCGAAUAGAUAGUUAACACUGAAAGUCACAUAAAGAGUGCAAACGUAUUAUUCCAUAACUUUCUCAUCGACCUCUAUAGCCCUUGAUGUCGGGGUUGGCUUACUGGGAAACUCGAUUGGUAACGUGGGAUACGCAAAAGACAUAGUUAUGUAGUGUGGCAACCUAAAUCAGUGCACGCAUGUACCAGGUUCCGCGUUGCGCAUAAUUGACUUUCACAGAACAAGCUGACACGUUUAUUCCAUGUCCCAUAAAUGUGGGCAAGCAUCAUGUGGAAAAAGUAUUACUCUUACUCUGAUCUACUCCCCUGUUACUUUCAUCAGGGCAACUCAGUAGUAAGUCUGUCUUCUAACACCUUUUGCUAUGUAAAGGCAACUCGAUUGUGUAAGGCAUUUAUUUAAACGCUAACUCCCACUUUCUGAAUCUGACAGAAACUAGAACGAACGACGACUUCCUAAUUAAAACACCUCAUUUGGUCAUGUAAUUUAAUUUACAAAUAACUAAUUAAAUCAACACGGCCCGGGCUUAAUUUAUUCAGUUGCAGUAUAUAUAUUCAAAACACCUGCGGUAUAAUCCUAUCCGAAUAGGUAGAUAUUAAUUAACUGUCACGACUGAUGUAAUUCGGAAUAUCUCACAGCUGCAUCUAGAUGUUGAUUCCUGUUAAAGACUAUUUUACGAAGUUAUCAUUGGUAUUGUCCAUAAUACCUAAAUCAAUUUCUACUUCCAUGAAACUCUAAUCAGAACGGCUACACUUCCAUAUGAGGUAGGCAAAUAUUCGAUAACUCUACAAUAUAUGACUGGAGUUCAGACCAUAGUACCGCUGAAGCUACCAUUCCUGUUUACUUUUGGAAGCAGUUUUAUCUAAAUACAAUAUUAUUCAAUAUAUAUCAGUCACAACGAGUCUUACUUGCAUUUACUACCGUAAAUGGGUUAUAACCGCUAAAUACUUUGCACAGGAUAUGCAACAGAGCUUAAGAGGAAUUACAAAAUUCAUCUAUAUCUGCUGAUACAUUACUUCAAUUACAAAUAAAAUGCUAGAUUUUAAAAAUAAAACAUGUACUCUUUGAUUUUUCCUCUAGGAACGUCAUGGUGUGUUACUAUGACUCUCAGCUCGAUCCAUCACAUUUCCGUUUAAUUCAAGCAUCUGUUCCUGAAGUUUUAAAGUGGUUUAGCGAUUUGUCCGCUUCUAAGCGUGUAGAAUUUGUUUGCGGCUUACUUCAGUUAUCUACGCCACCAGAGCUAAGGUUCUACGGCAGCUGCUUGGAAGAGAUUGCCCGUCAAGAUUACGAAAGUCUCCACGAUUCUGAAAUACAGGCAAAUGCACCCAUGGAAAAUUAUGGUGUUUUAACUUUGUAUAAUACUGUGCCAUUGAAUCCUGGUAUUUCCACUUUGGUAACUCCGAUUUCUAUCCCGAUUCCUCCCUCAUUUAUAAUAUUAAAUAACAACCCAACAUUGCGAUCUAAACUUAUUAUCAGUCUUUCACUACUUAAUUCUACAAAUAUACCAGCAGCUACAAGUUAUUUUGAAAUGUUAAUGGCUGAUGAGAGUGACACACAUUCGCCGAAUGAUCUACAAAUAUCGACUACCAUGUUUAAAACAUCUUCCCUUGUAAAAUGUAAAUCAUCUAAGAGUGGGUCUGUUUCAUCAGACGACAGUGAUGACGAAUUGUCUUCAGUAGAUAUUUUAAGGACUAUUAACCCGCAAGUCUUGGAUGAAAUCAUGCUCAUUUACACACUUGCUGCAUUUCAUCCUGCUUUCUCUUUUGACCAGCGACAACGUUUGUAUAAGCGUUUAUCCAUUGUAAAAGCCUUAUCUGAUCAUUCAGUAAAAAUUGCUCAACUUGCCAAUCAGUAUAAAGAUCCAAAUAAACAUGUCCUUAGUGAGUGGGAAAAGCCCCCUCAAAAAUCACAGUCUCCAUCUAACUAUAAACACCAUUCCUGUCUAAAUUUUCCUGCCAGAUCUAAUGUUCCGCUGUGUCCUGCACCAAGACAAUGUCGUCUUCACGGUGACCAAAGCUCCAUCAAUCAAGACUCCAAUAAUAAUCUUUCUACAAAGUAUUCACAUUGUGGUUAUUUGCUGUGUCAUUGCUCACAAUGCCAUCAUCGAGGUUCUGUAACACGUUCAUUACGUCGGCAUAGUUUACCGUCAGAUUGUUUGCGUUUUUGUGGAUAUGACAGUGACGAAAACAAUAAGGAACUUAUUUCAAUUACCAAUCCAAGUACCGUAGAUAUGCAUUUCAACAAUAAAAGUGAUACAUUGGAUGUAUCAUCGGUGACAAGCAUUCAAACUGAUUCAUCAUGUAUUAGUAGACCAGAUGAUUCAUUAGAGUCUACUAGCCGACGAAGGGAUGAUGCUUUCGGGAGAUUCGAUGCUAUUAUUAUUACUACUACUACUACCACUACUGUUACUACCACUGCUACUAGUAGUAAUCAAAGGUCGAAUGAUGAACACUAUCCUAGGACUACACGUUGUUUAUCAUGUCGAGAAUACGAUAGUCAAACUUGUAAUGGAGAGUUAUCUACUCAUGAUUCUGAUUUGAAUUAUCUUAAAGAAGUACAUCUUUGGUUGAAAAAUCCUAAUCGAUCAGUUACUAUUGGCGAUCAAUUUAAUUCUUCUCCAAAUACAAUAUCGACAAAAUCUUCAAUAAGUUUAUCGACUUUAUCCGAUAAUAUUCACACAUCUUUCCCAUCUAUGUUAUCAAAUUCUCAGUCUACAUCUAAACUACAGGUAUCCGAUGUAGUGGAUCCAUUGUUGUUGACCAAGAACGAUAAUCAUAAUGGUAAUAAUAAUUCCAGUUGUUUGGAACAAACACUUCCAGCCAGUGUUUAUGAUAAUCGUCUGGACUUGUCUGCUGACUGCCAAUCUAUUAGCGAACUAUGCAUAAAUACAACAAGAACCUUAACAGCUUCUGAUGGGCCUUCCGUUUAUAAAGAUCUAGUUCGAUCAUCUGAGGAAUUUACUUCAUGUUCGCCACCGAUUAACCUGAGUUCAAUGAAUAAUCCAAUGUAUUCCUCGUCAUCUACAUCGAACAGAAGAGUCGUAACCACAACAUCAAGUUCAGACUUUCGUUUUGGUGCUGAGAAAUGCUCGAAAACAAUAUCAGACUUUUGCCCCCUAUUUCCCAAGCGUCAUAGUUCCGGUUCUUCUCCAAUCUCCACACCACCUUCUGAAGAAAGCAGUUCUGACUCCACUGCACUAAAAGCAUCUUCACCGGAAUAUUGGACUCCAAAAGGCUCAUCACGUUAUAUUCGUGGAAUAUACACACCAUACCAAUCUUACAGUCAAACAUUUCGUCCUGUUGUGAAUCAUUCUCGAGAAUCUCAAGUAAAAAACACUUCCUCUUCAAGUCGAUUAUCCCAAGCAUCUCAUUCGAUGGUUGUAUCACAGUCCAGUAGUGUAUCAAAGCGCAAAUCUUACAAUCAAUUCACCUUGGAGGAUUUCCCUUCAUUAUCAACUUUACGUUCCAUGGUCAAUGCGGAAUCAUCAAAUGUUUCAACUAAACAUAAAACGAGUAAUGAAAAUUACAGUUCUUUUAAUAGUCAUAUCAAUCAUAGUUGUAACAACAGUAAUGAUAAUAAUAAUGCAUGUACUCGUCAAUUACCGAUCACAUCCACUACUUUUCCCGCGUCUACGUGUGAAUUACCUAAUAGUGUACAAAAUUCUCAAUUAGAUUUUGAUAAACUUCCAGUUGUUUCUAACUACAUGAUACAUGGUGAAAACGAUAAUACGGUUGUAAAAUUAAUCUCAUCGAAUUCAACUGAUAAUAUUCAAUUGGAGCCAGGUGUUUUCUCUUCUAAUUCGUCGAAUUUUCUUCCGAUUAUGAUAACAAAUUCAACUACUUCCUCACAUAUAUCUGUGUUACCACGUGUUACCACUAGUACUACUAUUACUACUACUACAUCUGUCUGUACUGCUUGUACUGCUACUACUGGCAGCAAUAGUUUUUCCAUCUCACCACAUUAUUGGAUGUUACCUGAAGGUCCUAUACCAAUACUUCCUUCAACAUUAUAUUCGCCAUAUCUAUUGCCUACAUCUACUAUUUUAGAAAAUUUCCAGUAUAUGCAAAGACUACCUAUGUUAUAUCAGUGGACAGUCCAAUCGGCGGAUACAUCUAGUAACAGUAUUAACUGUAUUAACAAUGUAUGUGCAUCUUUUAUACCAUAUUUAUCGCCCUGUGUUGGUAUUUUCACUACAAACUCUGUGAAUAAUAAUAAUAAUAAUAAUAAUAAUAAUAAUAAUAAUAAUAGUGAUGAUGAUAUACAAUGUGCCAAAAUGAAUAUUCCGGAGAUUAGUACAAUUUAUCAUUCCCCUCAAGAAUCUGAUAACGACGAACACGAUAAUAAUGAUGAUCAUGAGCAUAAUGAUAUCGAAAAGAAAAAGAAAAUCAAAGAACUAGAUAGUCCAUUACAUUCUACCAGUACCACUGAUGUCUCUAUGAAUAAUAAUAAUCACAAUAUUGAAGUAACUACUAACAUCACUCCUCUUGAAACUACAAGUUCUUCAAUCUGUAAUUCUCCGGUGGAACUACUUCAUAAAGGCUUGUUUUCACAAUCAUACAUCUUAUUGCCUUCAUACCCUCCUACUCCUAUCCCUACUACUACCACUAAUAUUCUCCCAUAUUCAACUUCUAAUAUGUAUGUUAAUACUUUAAAUUCUUGUGGAAUAGUGCAAAAUUCACCAGUUUGUCAAGCAAGUAUAACGAUAACAACAAUUUGUAAUAAUAAUAAUAGUAGUGGUAUCGAUCUGAUUACAAAUAAUAAUAAUUUGCUUUCAAAUCAUCAUUUGAAUACAACUAUGAUGAAGCAACUGAAUGAUGAACGGAAUUUACCAGAGAUUAAAAAGAUCAAUGUGUCAAACGAUACAAAUAUCUGUCCAGUAUCACAUGAAAAAACGUUUAAUGGUAUCAACGCCACAGCGAAUAGUACGACCUCACCUUCGUUUGUGACUACUGAUACUACCAUUUUAACGACGAAUUUGAAUAUUAAUCGUAUCCAUUCAUCUAACCGCCUAAUAACUCAUCAAGCAUAUGGUUCUAAUCGUACUGAUAUAAUCAAUACGGAGGAAACUCAUAAAAAUCCACCAGUAAAUACUGUUGAGAAUUGUGACUGUUCAGAUUCUACCAACAGUAGCAAACCUUAUCCCUUAUGGUCUACUAAUGAAACUGUUUGUAAUCCUACUUGGUUCUAUCCUCGUUUUCCUGGUCGACCUGAUUCUUCAAGUGGUCUACCCUCCAGUACUUCCGGGUCCCAACGUACUUACCCUACUCGUGGUUAUUCACCUAUGAAUUUCAAUAAUUCUGUUCUACCACGCGGCUAUGCUCAACCUCAAAUUGCCAGUUCGUUUUACUAUACACAACACCCUGGUUUAACAUUAGUUCCGAAUUCUGUGUCCAGUCAUUCACCAUUUAUUGGUUCAGUUCCUAAUCCAAAUAUGCACUUCCAACAACCACAUCCUUUAUACGGUUUAGUUCCUAGUUCAUCUUCGACUUCUGGGGCAUCACUGAAUGGAUACCCAGGAAUUCCUAUGGCCUCUACAAACUCAAUUAAAUCCAACAUUUCUUCCAUAGGUCAGUCAUCAGUAGCAUCAGUUGAUCCUAUAUCAACAGCAGCCUUACUACAAAAUGCUUUGAUUCAAAUACCAAAUGUUCCUUUGCUACAGAACUUCGUGCUACAUCCGCCUUUACAUCCAACAUAUCCUCCGCCAAUACCAAAUAUACCAGCUAAUUGUGCCAAUAAUCCUGCCAUGACAAUUUCUUCUUGGUCAUCAAUAAAUGGACCUAGAAUAGUCAGUUGUUACAAUUGUGGUCAGCCAGGACAUAAAGCUAAUGUUUGUCCAUCUAGAUGGUCUAGUCAACAAUUAUCAGAAAGUAAGCAAAAAUUAACUGUUCCCUCAAUUGAAUUGAUAGAAAUAUUAUUUCCUACACACACUCCUCCCAAACUAAUCCCCUAAUUUUAUGUUGAACAAUUUUAAUGUUAUUCUCAGAAUGAUUUUAAUCUCAUCUUGUGUGUGCUCCAUAGCUCUCUAUACGUUCCUAAAGGGCAAAAAACGUUAUUAGCUGUUAAGCAUAUCUCUUAAUCAAGUGUGGUAAGAUGAUCGUACGUUAUAAGCAUAUCUAAACCGAUGUUCGAACCAGAGACUUAUUUUCUGAAAGCAGAGUAUUUUAAAAAACAAUCCUCCAUUCUCCCAGAUGAUAUCUUGCGCUAUGAACUACAUUAUUCAUAUUUAUAUUCGACACAACUUUAGUGGUCAAGACAUCACUUUCAACCAUUGAUUCUCAGCUUCGAACCCUGUUCUAUUGGCUUCGGUUUGGACAGUCGGGUAGUAUUACUAAGUAUCCUUCAUCCAUAGAAUACUUGACGUAUGAUAAGUUUUCAUUAGUUUUGUAUGAAUGUUAAUUUUCAGUACAUUUCCUGGUUAAUUAGUUAUUUAAUAAAUUUAUUAUUUCUUCACUCCCUCAAUUGGUAAAUAUCUGUAUGUACUAGACUACAGUCCAUAAUUAGUGUGUGUAUGUGUGUGAAAACAUUCAUCGACUUGGAAAAUCGAGAGAGAGAAGCGAUACACUUAGCUUAUCGAUUUGAACUUCUCUCUAAUUUUUAUAUCAGUGUUUAAUAUCAAAAGAAAUAAAUCAGACAAAUUUUGUUUUAGAAAUAGUAUCUGUUCAUUAAGGUGUGUAUACAGAAACACCAUGCUCUAAAGCCUAAAUAUACAUCUAUAACUUUUAUACUAGAAGUAUGACUCCCCAUAGUCUUGUGUAUACAAACUACCUGGAUAUUUAGUUAUGUUAUUCAUGUAUAUAUUUAACUUUCCGAUUAUAAGUCUAUUCAUUCUUCAAUCUCUUGAAUUGCGUCUUUUAUUUUGAAUGUGAUGAUAUCGUACUUUAUUCCCUUCAUUCUUUUCGAAUUAUAUCCUCUGUUUAGUUUCAGUUUUUUUUACUAUUGUUAGUAUUAUCAUAGAGUAGCACGAAGACUUGUGAAAACGGUCAUAUUUGUACCAGAUGCUAGUUCAUUUGCAUGAAACAAUAAUGAAUGGUGGUAAUUACAUGUAGAAUAAUAUACUUCUGACUUUCAACUUCUUUUAAAACAGUUGUUUAUAACUUCAUUUGACUGUUAUCCAUAGAUCGUUGCAUUAAUAAAAGAGGUCAUCAGUAGCUGCACCGUAUUUUGUAACAUAAUUCUGAAAUUCAUUUUAGCACAACACAAUUCUUACAACUAAUCAAAUCAUAUAUUGGCAUUCUGUAUUAAGUCAGAUGGAUAAGAGGUUGCUGAAGUGUGAUAGGUUUAUGUGUUCUGUUUUUUAACGGUUAUAUCAUUAUUUAGAAAUACUCCUUUUUAAUCAAUUCAUGUGAUAAUUGUACUUUCUCACAUCAAAUCACAUUAUUGAUUGUUUAUUUCUAUUUUUUGUUUUUCAUUUUUCUUCUUUGUCGGUGUGUUUGUAU